Molecule: messenger RNA, 2381 nt
Organism: Chenopodium quinoa (quinoa)
Lineage: Eukaryota; Viridiplantae; Streptophyta; Magnoliopsida; Caryophyllales; Amaranthaceae
Product: probable 20S rRNA accumulation protein 4
Exons: 9
Coding region: 1067-2173 (368 amino acids)
Cellular component (GO): cytoplasm
Source: RefSeq, a predicted model, not a curated record
UCAAAGUUAUAAAAAAAAAAACAAAAAGAUUUUGGUAUCACUUAACAAAAUCCAUCUAAAAUUUUGUUACCUUGAAAAUUUUGACUUUUGGUACUUUGAAAAUGACCCAUAUUGAUUUUUGGUAUCCAUCUAAAAUUUUAUCUUAUUUUGGUACUCAUCAAAGUUAUAAAAAAAAAAAAAAGAUUUUGGUAUCACUUAACAAAAUCCAUUACGGUUUUGUUAAGUGGGGCCCAUUAUUUUAUUAUUUAAUGAUUUAAUUUAUUAAAAAAUUUAAAAACUUAAAAAAAAAAUCCCAACCACUCCCCUUUCGCCGGCCACCGACCCCCUCCCUGUCAGCCACCCCUCUUAGUGCCGGUUGUCGGUGCAUACAAUCCCUCGGGCCUCGGCGCUAGCAACCCCAACCCCUCCCAUUCCCCCACCAAUUCUGCCCACCACCCUCUCCUUUCCUACUUUCGGUUGCCCCCACCUCGACAUCACCCUCCCCUUUCCUCUAACCAGAAAACGACCCUCUCCCCUUCCCCCUUGAAUCGACCCCCUGUCCCCACCCAAAAACCGACACCUCACCGGAAAUAGGUAAUCGAAACCCUAAAACCCGUUUAGGUUUAAGGGUGUUGGUUUUUUGGUGGGGAAAGGGAUCGUUUUUCGAUUGGGGGAAGGGUGGCUGACAGGCAAGGGGAGGUGUCUGACGAGGAGGGGGGUGGCCAGGAUAUAGGAUUUUUUUUUUUUAAAUAAUGAGAUAAUUGUCCCACUUAAUAGAAGCCUAACAGAUUUCGUUAAGUGGUGCUAAAAUCUAUAAUUUUUAACUUUGAUGAGUAACAAAAUAAAAAUUUAGACGAUAAAAAGUAAAAAAAAAAAAAAAGUCAAAAUUUCCAUCAAAAAACAAGCUUGUAUUUUUUUCCGAAAGAAAUACACCCAAAUUAAGGAAGAAGAAGAAGUCUGUAUGUAGCCUAAAGGAGGAAACUUGAAAAGCAGCAGCAGCAGUAGCAAACGCAAACCAAUCAAUAAACAGAUACAAAAAAAGGUUAUUGCUUUGCAGAUUUUUGCUUCAAUCUUUAAAGAUUAAGCAAUGAAGGAGGUGAUACUUGGUUUACCUGGACCUUGGGCCGAUGAUAAUCUAGAGAUUGCUGAUCAUUAUACUACAAAAAUUGGAGGUUAUCCUGACUGGCCUUUCCCUGAGUCAUUGUUAGGAACGGAUUUCCUCGAGUGUGGUUCGUGUAAAAGUAAAUUGUGCCUAAUUUCACAGGUAUAUGCACCAAUUCAUGAUUCAGCUCUGAAGAUUGAAGAGCGUGUGAUAUAUGUAUUUGGCUGCCUGAAUUCACCGUGUGGAAGCUGGCGUGCUAUUCGUGUUCAGAAACCUAGCAGCUGUGGGGAACCAGAACUUGUUGGCUCAGAAGCAGGUCCUUCCAUUGUGUCAUCUUCAGCUUCUGAAAGUAAGGAUUCAGAUGAUGAUAUGAGCCUGGAGGAAUUGAGUAAGGCUCUUUUUGAAGCUGCAAGCCUAGCUUCAAAGCGUACUAAACAAAAAGGAAAGAGAAAAACCAAGACUAAUUCAAAACCUCUUUCAUUAAAGCCGGAUCAUAGAAAAGUUGACUCCGGUACUAUUGUGCUGCCUUGCUUCUAUAUUUACAGUCAAGAGGAUAAAUCAUCUCAGGAUCCAUCAGCUGUUAGUUCAAAUUAUUCUUCACUUUCAGUCAAGGAAGCACAAGAUUAUGAGGACAAUACUGAUCCAAUACAGGAAGAAACCUGGGAAGAGGAAGGCUAUGAGUAUGACCGAGCUUUAAAUGCAGAUAGGAUCUACCUGAAGUUCAAGAAAAGACUGGACAAAUGCCCCGAGCAAUGUUUCAGGUAUUCCUUUGGGGGAAAACCACUGUUGGCUAGUGGAGAUGUGACUGAGCCUACUACAUGUGGCCUUUGCGGUGAACCAAGACAUCAUGAGUUGCAGUUUAUGUCUCCGUUAGUAUAUUUUCUACAAGGAGGAGCUACUGGGGGACAAAAAGAUUUAUUGGAGAAUUGGAAUUGGAUGACGCUUAUUGUAUAUACAUGUUCAAAGAGCUGCUUUCAGAAGGUGGAUUCUGCAACGCCCAAUUGGGAUGGGUGGACUGUGGCAGAGGAGACUGUUAUAGCACAAUUUGAGAAGCCUUUGACUGAAUCGUCUCACCUAGGUUAUCUCUCUUAAUUUAUAGUAUACUUUAUUUCUCAUUUUUCCCUAUUUCUUUAUUUUCAUAGUUUUGGAAUCUGAACUUGUACAUUUGUUAUUGUUGUUUGUCAAUCAACAGCGAUCAUAGUCCUUUUACCCCAAAUGUCUUUCUUUAUUGUCUCCUAGCAAUAUGCAUAUCAAGCAAUGUCACAGCUGCACUAGUACUUGCUUGGAAGUUGAUCUCUGA